GUUGAAAAUGUGAAAUUACUGGAUCGUUACACGAACAGGAAGGCAGCAAACGGGACGUUGUACCUGACAGCCACCCACCUGAUCUAUGUAGAGGCAUCUGCUGAAGUCAGAAAAGAAACAUGGAUCCUGCAUCAUCAUAUUGCAACUGUAGAGAAGCUGCCCCUGACCACGGCUGGAUAUCCACUCCUGAUCCACUGCAAGAACUUCCACGUGGCUCACUUUGUCAUCGGGCAGGAACGGGACUGUCACGAAGUGUACACCUCCUUGCUGAAGCUUUCACAGCCAGUGAAACCUGAAGAACUUUAUGCUUUCUCUUACAAUCCUAAAAUGUCAAGAGAGAGCAGGGAGAUGGGCUGGAAGCUGAUUGAUUUAAAAGUGGAUUACCAGCGGAUGGGAAUUCCCAACGACUGUUGGGAAGUAACAGACAUUAAUAAAGACUAUGAGGUUUGCAACACGUAUCCUCCAGAAAUAGUGGUGCCUAGAGCUGCUCCUAAGGCCGUGGUGAUCGGGAGCUCGAGGUUCAGAAGCAGAGGGCGGAUCCCGGUGCUUUCUUACUUGUAUAAGGAAAACAAUGCUGCCAUAUGUCGCUGUAGCCAACCUCUCUCUGGGUUCAGUGCACGCUGCCUGGAGGAUGAACAGAUGCUGCAGGCCAUCAGAGAAGCCAACCCUGGGAGCUCCUUCAUGUAUGUUGUAGACACAAGGCCAAAGUUAAAUGCCAUGGCCAACAGAGCUGCUGGGAAGGGUUAUGAGAAUGAAGAUAACUAUGAUAACAUUCGCUUCAAAUUUAUUGGCAUAGAAAACAUCCAUGUGAUGAGGAACAGCUUGCAGAAGCUGCUGGAAGUGUGUGAAAUGAAGUCUCCCUCAAUGAGCGAUUUCCUCACUGGGCUGGAGAACUCAGGUUGGUUACGGCACAUUAAGGCUGUGAUGGAUGCAGGUGUCUUUCUUGCCAAGGCUGUGAAGGAUGAAAGAGCCAGUGUGUUGGUGCACUGCUCGGACGGCUGGGACCGCACCGCGCAGGUCUGCUCCCUGGCCAGCCUCCUCUUGGAUCCCUUUUACAGGACCUUCAAAGGCUUCAUGAUUCUGAUAGAAAAGGAGUGGAUUGCAAUGGGCCACAAGUUCUCACACAGGUGUGGCCAUUUGGAUGGUGACCCCAAGGAAGUGUCCCCUGUCUUCACUCAGUUUGUGGAGUGUGUCUGGCAGCUCACACAGCAGUGCCCCUGCGCCUUCGAGUUCAACGAGCGCUUCCUCCUGGAGAUCCACGACCACGUCCACUCCUGCCAGUUUGGCAACUUCCUGGGCACCUGCCAUAAGGAGCGUGAGGAUCUGAAAAUCUUUGAGAAGACCCAUUCUCUGUGGCCUUUCCUCUUACAGAAGAAGCAGGAGUUCAGAAAUCCUUUGUACAGAGGAUUUACAGCUUACAAAGAGCUUCAACCAAACACACUACCUUUCAGUUUCCAGUUUUGGUGUGGGAUGUAUAAUCGCUUUGACAAAGGAAUGCACCCAAAGCAGCAUGUGUUGGAUCAUCUGCUGAGCUGCAUGAGCCAGAAGAUGAAACUGGAGGACAAUGCAUCUGAGCUGGAAAACAAGCUUCCUUUCCUCGAUGGUCCUCUGCCCAGUGAAGCUUGCUCCUUGUCCAAAGGAGGACGUGCUGCUUCAAAGACCCCAAUGCUCAACACUCCUCAGGAUUACGAGGGGGAACCACCUCCUGCACUGAGCAACGGUGCCCCAGCAGCAGACACAGACCUGCUGCCUGAGGGGGACCAGAAGGACACAGAGAACCUGUCUGAGCACCAGGACCUCCAUGGUCUUCGUGGGACCACUGGGAUUUUGGACUCUGAAGCUGAGGGCGGAGAGCCGCGGCAGCACUGA
Messenger RNA from Merops nubicus (carmine bee-eater), 1869 nucleotides. It is a transcript of the gene MTMR8, whose product is annotated as myotubularin related protein 8. Gene Ontology annotation, molecular function: phosphatidylinositol-3,5-bisphosphate phosphatase activity. The annotation marks the transcript as partial. Gene Ontology annotation, cellular component: nuclear envelope. The transcript has 13 exons. Gene Ontology annotation, biological process: negative regulation of autophagy; dephosphorylation. The record is from RefSeq and is a predicted model, not a curated record. NCBI's taxonomy places the organism in Eukaryota, Metazoa, Chordata, Aves, Coraciiformes, Meropidae.